Rattus rattus (black rat) is the source of this 309-nucleotide messenger RNA. RefSeq names its product prothymosin alpha-like. Gene Ontology annotation, biological process: negative regulation of apoptotic process; positive regulation of transcription by RNA polymerase II. Gene Ontology annotation, molecular function: histone binding. The transcript has a single exon. The record is from RefSeq and is a predicted model, not a curated record. Bases 1 to 309 code for a protein of 102 amino acids. Lineage: Eukaryota; Metazoa; Chordata; Mammalia; Rodentia; Muridae. Gene Ontology annotation, cellular component: nucleus.
AUGUCAGACGCAGCAGUGGACACCAGCUCCAAGAUUACCACCAAGGACUUGAAGGAGAAGAAGGAAGUUGUGGAAGAGGCAGAGAAUGGAAGAGAUCCACCUGCCAAUGGGAACGCUCAAAAUGAGAAAAAUGGGGAGCAGGAGGCUGACAAUGAGGUAGAUGAAGAGGAGGAGGAGGAAGGUGAUGGUGAGGAAGAGGAUGGAGAUGAAGAUGAGGAAGCUGAGGCUCCUAUGGGCAAGAGGGUAGCUCAGGACGAUGAGGAGGAUGAUGUUGACACCAAGAAGCAGAAGACUGAUGAGGAGAACUAG